Amphibalanus amphitrite is the source of this 1393-nucleotide messenger RNA. RefSeq names its product J domain-containing protein-like. Bases 79 to 603 code for a protein of 174 amino acids. The transcript is spliced from 5 exons. The record is from RefSeq and is a predicted model, not a curated record. Gene Ontology annotation, cellular component: cytoplasm. Lineage: Eukaryota; Metazoa; Arthropoda; Thecostraca; Balanomorpha; Balanidae.
GUCUAUUUUAGCAGAUGUAAAUGAAAGAUUGUUAUUUUGGGAGGUCAAGUCACUCUUGAGAAGCUGAGAGAAACCAGCAUGGAUGCCAUUCUGAAGCCUGGACCAAAAGAAGAGGACCUAUAUGAUCUUUUGAAUUGUCAUCCAUCUUCCACAGUGGAACAAAUUCAGACAGAGUACAAAAUACUGGCUCUUCAGUUUCAUCCAGACAAGAACCCUGAUGAUACCACAGCAGAGAAAAGAUUUCAGCAGUUACAGUUUGCCAAGGAGACCCUGUGUGACGAGGAGCGGCGCGCCACCUACGACAAGUGGCGCGCCAGUGGACUCACCAUCCCGUUCAAGGAGUGGCUGGCCAUGAGGGACUCGGUGAAAACGUCAAUGCACUGGGCGACGCCGAAGACUGCCGACCGUAUGCUGCCUCCGGGCGCCGGGUCAUCGGACGAGUCCACUUCAGCUCUGAGGGGAGGUCAUACUGCGGACGAGUCCAUUCCGAGGGGAGGUAACACUGUGGGCCAGUCCAUUCGCUCGGACCGACCAUACCUGGCACAGUGGCGCAGAUCCGAAGGAAGUGAUCUGGUCAGGAAGUUCAGGAAUUACGAGAUAUAACUGUCAGGAAAAUUCUGUAUCUAGCAUGGCUCCACUCAGAAGCGUCUUUGUGAACAAAACAGGCGAUACUUCUCACUCACGCCUACAAUUUGUUUUAUAUUUUGUAAGAUUUUUUUAUAUUUUAUGGUCCAAUGACAUUGUUGUGACAUUACGUUUUUCAAUGCGGCCGAUGUUUGCAUUCCUUUCGGAUUGACCUGGGUGCGUCGUACUCAACAUUACGUUAUCCGUGCUGUUUCCAGUAUGAGGCAUACUGCCGGGAUAAUACUCAUCCAUUUGUUUGUCUAAAUGCUUCAACAUGUGUGCAAUAUUUGGUUGUUCGUCAGUAGUUGGCGCAAUGGGAAUCUCAAGGCAGCUACGUAUUGUGAAUGUACUAAUUUCCGCCUUAUUACGGAAAGGUGAUGUUUCGAGAUAUUUAUGGUAAAACCUACCUAUAUGUGUGGCCACUGGCCAGUUAGCUGUUAGGGUACGAGAUUACAGUAUCUAAUGAAUGUUGUGCCAUGUAACCAAUGGGACCAAGAUUGUGUAUGGAAGAUUGCGUAUUUUUCGCUAUGCUCGGUGUAUGUGGCCAGCUGGCUGUUACGUUACGAUAUUAGAGUAUCUUAUGAAUGUCGUGCCAUGUUGUAACCAAUGGGACCAAGGUCUUGUGCCGAUGACUGCGUAUUUCUCGCUGUUGGUACGCGGUGAUAUGCUGCGAGUUUUUGUGAAGGAAUCUGAGCAUCAUAGAUAGUUAUGUCUACUUACGUGUGUAAUUUGUGCUAUCCGUUGUUAAUAUAAGUGAUUAAUCGUGUUC